Messenger RNA from Acaulospora colombiana, 291 nucleotides. The record is from the annotation of a GenBank genome assembly. NCBI's taxonomy places the organism in Eukaryota, Fungi, Glomeromycota, Glomeromycetes, Diversisporales, Acaulosporaceae.
AUGGGAACAAAAGAACGCGAAUCCACUGGGAUUGACUCCGACAGCAGUGAAGUUGAAAUAAAAGCGACCGAAAAGAAGCGUAAGCAUGACUUGACGCCUGUUGACAUUCAAAGGCAGCAAGUGGAGCGUUUAUUGCAAAGAGCCGAUAAGCCAGUAAAUAUACCAGAGAUAUUGGACAAGCCGAAGCUAAAGGCUCCAAAGGAUAUUGUUAGAAAUGUUCAAGUGCGGGCGCCGGUAGCGGCGAAUUCCAUGUGUAUAGAGCACAUCGUCGAAGGGAAUAUACACGAUUGA